UCUUUUCUUUCGUCAUUUUUGUCCUUUUGUGAAGAUAGAGCAAGAGUAAACGGUAUUCAUAUUUUAGCAGCAGCAUCUCAGCAUUCAGUAGAAUAACGAAGAUGGAGAUGGCGAUCUGCUUAAUUUUGGUUGCCGCCAUAUUUACUGCUCUCUUCUCUCUGGCAGCUCUCGUUCCGCCAGUCGAAUCUCAGGUUCCACCAUCGUCCGGUCAACAGAAUCAAAAUUCGGUGAUGUACGAAUUGCAAGAAGCGAAGCUUAAAAUCGCUCGAUUAGAAUCCAUCCUUGACGAAAGCAUGCCGAGUUUAAAUGCUAAAAGCCAAUACAUUAGAGAAGCUGAGAAGAAAAUCGAGGACAUUAGUGUAGAAAUUGACAAUCUUACAACCUCUUUGUCCAAAUUGCAGCAUCACUCGUCAAGGAUUAAUACUCUAGAAGAAAAGGUACGACUGCUUUGGGAUGUGGCGAGAAAGAACAACUUUGAAAUUCAUACAUUGGAGUUCAAAGCACAAGAUGGUCAGAAAAGAUUAAAAGUUCUUGCGUCUCAAGUUGAAAAGAUGGCUGAAAUUGUGUCUGAACAAUGGAUUCAGAUACAACAACUUGAGCAAGCUGUUCAAAUGGCAGAGAUGAGAACACUGAAGGUCAAAAGGCAACUAAGGUCCAGUAAAUGUCCAUUUGUCAAGUUCAUCAAAAACGUUUUUGGCAACCACCUCGAAACGUUGAAGGGGAUUCUGCAUCCAUAUGGAUCAUACAGCAAGGCUGAUCCUAAUUCCUACUGGGAUCAAGCUUUGCAUCACAUACAGAGGACCUUUGGAUCUGCAAGACAAUACCAUUAUGAGCUGCAGAAGUUUGUAAAGCAUGAAAUAGAAAGGAAUGAAUUUCCUGCGGCUUUAGCUAAUGAAGAAGUGGUGUUCUUAGUGGCCUCAGCUCUGAUCGUCUUUCCCAUUUUAAGUGUAUUCAUGCUUCUCUUCUCACACCUUAGCUAGGCGGAUACAAACAUAUUUUUUUGAGAAAGGUACCAGUAUAGGCGUCAGGCGAUACAGGCAUACUUAUUCAUGGAAAGAUACUGGUGUAUUACGCCAAGAAUGAAGUUGAGGUAGUGUUUUGUCAGGUUUUUGUUAUAAGAAAGUUUUGAAGGUCGACAACCUGUACGAGAUUGGGUAAGAUUCGCCUCAAAGCGAUGAUUGGUUUACCAAACAAUUCGCUCAUGACAACCAAGAAUUAUUACACGAAAAGAAGCAAAUCAUGACCACGUGAAAUUUUUGAUCUCUUGUACACUUUGUAGAUAUUCACCUCAACAAAUGCCAUUUCUCUAUUUGAGGAAAUUCAUAUGGUUCUUCUUGGUAGUUGUUACACUAUGGAUGUGGAAAGUGAUCGUAGCUUAAUUGUCAGCUACUGCCAGUUACUGGAAUGUCAGUGCUGCUUUUGUUAUCAAUUAAAUGCAGUACUCUUCUUGUUUGGCCCCAA
This is a messenger RNA of Nicotiana attenuata, 1461 nucleotides long. RefSeq lists its product as uncharacterized. The record is from RefSeq and is a predicted model, not a curated record. The transcript has 9 exons. Lineage: Eukaryota; Viridiplantae; Streptophyta; Magnoliopsida; Solanales; Solanaceae. Bases 102 to 980 code for a protein of 292 amino acids.